AUGGUAGAAGCAGCACACAUGGCAUCCAUUUGCGACGACACUCAAGACAUCAGUACCAUAUCAUGGCCCCUCCUCGCACAAGAAACAGCCUCUGACACGUCGCUUAGCAACCUCCUUCAACAGAUUAAACACGGAACGACAACUGCUGACAGCCGCGAUCCUGAUCUCGCAACCUUUGGGCCCAUCUGUGAUUCUAUCUAUGCACAUGAAGGGGUCCUCUUGUACCAGGAUCGCGUCAUUGUCCCCACCUCUCUCCGUCCCCGUGUUCUUCAGCACCUUCACGCAGCCCAACAAGGCACCUCGUCAAUGGAGCAACGUGCUCGCACAAUAAUCUACUGGCCAGGAAUGGCAAGGGACAUCCGUGCUAUCAGAGAACGCUGUUCAGACUGCAAUAGGAAUGCACCAUCACAAGCUGCCACCCCUCCCCUACCAUCGCCGCCACCGUCUACCCCGUUCGAGGCGGUCUUUGCCGACUUCUUCGACUACUUGGUCGCUGGCGACCGCCUCUCAGGGUGGGUAGAAGUGUUCAGUUCAAAAGCGGGGACCACCCUUGCAGGCGCUGCAGGCCUGACUCGCCAUCUACGCUCCCUCUUUGCCACGUUCGGCGUACCGGAAGAGCUUUCCAGUGAUGGGGGACCCGAGUUCACAGCAGGGGUCACACAGGACUUCCUCCGAGCAUGGGGCGUACGCCACCGUGUGUCAUCCGCGCACUUCCCCCAGUCUAACGAACGGGCAGAGGUGGCCGUUAAAACAGCCAAGCGCCUCCUUAUGUCAAACACUGGUCCGACGGGUAGCCUCGACCAUGACCGUUUCCUACGCGCUAUACUGCAGCUACGCAACACACCUGACCCAGACUGCAACGUCUUGCCCGCUCAGAUUAUCUUCGGUCGCCCCCUGAGGGACACACUCUCUUUCGUCAACAGACUAGAGAAGUUCUCCAACUCUCACGUCAGACCACUCUGGCGCGAGGCGUGGGCUGCCAAGGAAGACGCCCUCCGGUCCCGUAUCACGCGUACUGCUGAGACACUGAAAGAACAUUCGCGCCCACUCAGACCGCUUGCCGUCGGCGAGAGGGUCUUCCUCCAGAACCAGCAAGGAAGAAACCCCAACAAGUGGGACAGGUCGGGAGUUGUAGUUGAGUCUCCAGGCCACGACCAGUACCGUGUCAAGGUUGACGGGUCCGGACGCCUAACCCUACGCAAUCGUCGAUUUCUACGGGCUUACACUCCAGCCUCUCCAGACAUCAAGCCACCGCCCGCGGUAGCAACACCUCCACACCAACCUUGUCACACAUCAGAGCAGCGACAACGGUCUCAACGCCCCCCAGCCCUGUCCCCACAAAGGACACCCACGACGACGCCCUCGCCAUCUGAGUUGGGAUCACCAGAAAAGUCUCCCUUCGCGGACUCUGAUCCAGUGGGUCCCGCAGCUCCCGCCCGCCACCCUCACUACAGCCCUGCCGAGUCGGCGUGUGCACCACUUCCCAACGAAGAGCCUUCAGUGUCCCCUCCGCAACAGGAGAAGGCAGUUGCACUCCCCACGUCCAUGCCGCGCACGCCGACCGCCAAAACGUUUCGAACCCGAGACUGGUCAAUGGUACGAGCCGUAAGCCGUCCAUCUACGUUCGCCCGUAGCCUCCCGGACUGGGGGGGGUGAUGUAGAGAUUACCGCUGACUACUCUCGUUCCCAGGACUAUGGGACGGGUGGAAAAAACAAGAUGGCGGCCUAAAGUUGACUUCACGAACUAUACACCGCUUCACUGGGUGUAAUCCACCGGUUUUUACCCAUUUAUAGUCAACGACUUCAACAUCUUUGUCAAUAAAUCGAGUUGUCAUCGAGGAGUAUUUAUCUUCAAACUGUGAUCCGUUGUUUUCUGUUGCUCAAGUAAGAGUGGAACCAGCAAAGAAGGGAACCAGAAAUGCCGAAACUGUGCUCCAGUUUGUAGAGAAGUGCGGCAUGGUCCACCUUGUCGAAUGCUUUCGACAUGUCCAUGUAGAUGACG
Messenger RNA from Nematostella vectensis (starlet sea anemone), 2002 nucleotides. RefSeq lists its product as uncharacterized. The coding region runs from base 1 to 1656 and encodes 551 amino acids. Gene Ontology annotation, biological process: DNA integration. The record is from RefSeq and is a predicted model, not a curated record. NCBI's taxonomy places the organism in Eukaryota, Metazoa, Cnidaria, Anthozoa, Actiniaria, Edwardsiidae. Gene Ontology annotation, molecular function: nucleic acid binding. The transcript is spliced from 2 exons.